Messenger RNA from Acanthamoeba castellanii str. Neff, 5505 nucleotides. RefSeq names its product dual specificity phosphatase, catalytic domain containing protein. Gene Ontology annotation, cellular component: cytosol. Gene Ontology annotation, biological process: protein dephosphorylation. Bases 1 to 5505 code for a protein of 1834 amino acids. Lineage: Eukaryota; Discosea; Longamoebia; Acanthamoebidae. Gene Ontology annotation, molecular function: phosphatidylinositol-3,4,5-trisphosphate 3-phosphatase activity; protein tyrosine phosphatase activity. The transcript has 22 exons. The record is from RefSeq and is a predicted model, not a curated record.
AUGACAUCUCAAUUGCGAAAGCUCGUCUCCAAGAAAAAGAAACGGUUCGCACAAGAGGGCUUUGAUCUCGAUCUCAGCUACAUCACCGACAAUGUCAUUGCCAUGGGGUUUCCGUCCGACUCGGUCGGAGGCAUCUACAGAAACCCACGCAAGGAAGUUAUUCGAAUGCUGGACACCUAUCACGAGAACCAGUACAAGGUGUACAACUUGUGCUCGGAGCGGACAUACAAUCAUGCCAUCUUCUACGGCAGGGUCAGCGAUUUCCCCAUAGACGACCACAACGUUCCCACAAUGCCCAUGAUCCGCCAGUUCUGCGAAGACGCGGAACAAUGGCUACACCAAGACGAGGACAAUGUGAUCGCAGUCCACUGCAAAGCGGGCAAAGGCCGAACGGGGUUGAUGAUAUGCUGCUGGCUCAUACACUCACAGACUUGCGCCACCUCGCGCGAGGCCAUUGAGCUCUUCGGCAAGGAGCGAACGAAGGAUCGCAAGGGCGUAACGAUUCCCAGCCAGCGUCGCUAUAUUCGCUACUACGAACUUCUCUUGCAGCACCAGUUGGAUCCGCGGGACCUUCCGCCACCCGGCCAGAUCCCGGUGGUGUUUUUGACCGAAGUGCGGACUAACGUGAUUCCAACCUACGACAAAAGCGGAGCCAACAUGCGCAUUCUGCUGAGCGAUCGCUCGGGCAACGAACUUUAUUCCGAUAUAGCGAAAUAUAAGGUCGAGAACAAGAACCCUAGCGGCGGUCUCUACUUUGACUGUCGCAGCUGCCCGCUCAAGGGCGACGUGCGCUUGCUCAUCUUUCACAAGUCCACGACAAUUUUGCAACUGUGGUUCAACACCAUGUUCGUCACACGAACACAACUCACCUUUCGCAAGCAUGAACUCGACAAAGCCAACAAAGAUAAGACACACAUCCCGAACAACUUCACGCUGACAAUGGUCGUCACCCUCCCGAUCAAGAAUCCCUACUUUGCCGAUGUCCAGGAGGGCGAGGCCGACCUGAGUAGCGAUUCGAGCCAGCCCGCCACCGACGACGAUGACGAGGGCAGUGACAACGACGAAAACCACAACAACAACAACAACGCCGGCGAAGCUGACGAAGGCGAAGAACACGCGGACGACGCGGACGACAGGGAGCGAGACGCCGCGGCAGAGGCCUCCGGCAACAACCGUGGCCGUCGCGGCGGGAGCGGCAUCGGCAGCAUCGCUGGCGGCAGACCACCCAAAGCAGGCAAGAAGAAAGGCAAAAAGGAGGAAAAGAAAACGAAGAAGGAGAAGGAUGGUCAAGACGGUGGCAAGGAGAAGGAGGAGAAGAGGUCGAGGUCGCUGAUCAAGCGCUUCGGCCGGGAAUCCGAGAACAACGUGGCCACCAAGCCGCGCCUGGAGAAUGGCGACGCCGUGCCGCCGCCCAAGAAGUGGCGGCUGUCGCUCGUCGCGCCGACCAAGAUACCAAAGCCACGAAGGCGAAGUUCCAGCCUAGACGAGUCCGACUCCCUCAUGGCUCCCGAGCUGGGCGAGUUUGCGCCCGGCCAGCUGAUCGACGCCGGCAUCCUGCUGGGCGGCCUGCCCUACGCCUCCUCGGCCUCCGACUCGGCCGUGGUCAUGAAGGAGGACGGGCACAUCGAACACAGCAGCCACCAACACCACAUCAGCAACGGCCAUACCAAGAAGGAGAAGAAGAAUAAGGAGAAGGAGAAGAAGAUGAAGAACAACAACAACAAGCAUUCACCGAAGAAGAGGCCGCUGACGGCCAGCGCGUCGGACCUGCGACACAGCAGCGGAAGCGAUGUCAUCAGCGUCCACAGCGGCAGCGGCCACAUCGCGAUCGGCGUGCCCAUGAGCGCGCGCGACCCCGAGCCGAGCUCCCACGACAAAUCCACCACCAACCCGCGCAAGCACUCGAGCCCGGCCGCUGUCCGGAGGGACACGGGCGGGAGCAGCAGCCCUGCGCAGGGCAGCGUCGACCACCAAAAGACGCCGGAGCGCCGCGCGUCCGGCUUGGCGACGCUGCCGGCUCUCGUCGCGCCGGCGGGCUCCAGGCGCUCGCCCAAGGGCAGCGGCUCAGCGCGCGAGACGGGCGAUCACGUCGACACCAAUGGAGGCAGCGCCGGGCGGCGGGCAGGUGAGGCGGAGAACGAAUACGACGAGGUCGGCCGGGGGAAAGUGGAGGGGGAGGAAGUCGCCGGUCCGACCCUGGCGGAGCUCGAGGCCGAGGAGAUCGGCGGCGACGAGGACGCCAAGGAGAGGGAGUCGCCGGGCCGGCGGAAGGUCGGUCUGCAGGCCAACCUGCGUCGCCUGUCCGUGCGCCUUACCAACGUGCCAAACAUUUUCAGUAAAUCUGCGAGUGUCAAGCCGGUGCGGGAGAAAGAGGAAAGCUCUGUGGUCGGGGGCAGCGUGAUCCAUCUGAGCUCGAGCGGCACGCAUGGUACCCCGCAACAGCAGCAGGGCGGCAGCUGCAUCGUUAUCAGCAGUGGCGGCGGCGGCGCGGGUGGCGGCCGCGACAUGAUCAACGCCGCCGCCGCCGCGGCGGACUACGCUCAAGGCGACGAGAAGCCGCCCAAAAAGUCAAAGAGGAGCAGGCGCAAGUCGCGGCUCAGCGUCAACUUCGACAAUUUGAAGAAGCUCACAGGCCUAUCACACCCGGACCAAAUGGAGAAGAAGCCGAAGCAGCAAUUCUCGAAGCAUGCGCGGUUCGACGACCGACGACUCUCCACGUCGGCGCCCUCGCUCGUCUAUCCGCUGAUGACAACGGCCUCGUCGUCGUCGUCCCUGCCCGCCAUCGAACCCGCCGACCUCUCGAGUACGCCGAACAAACAUCUGUGCGCCAUCUACGGCGACGACUCGUAUGAGGACCUCGACCUGGACCUGGAUGCGCGGUCAGACGGCAGCAGCGGCAGUGGCAGCAGUAGCAUGGCCGACAAGGCCGCCGCCGCGUUCAAUCAGGCCGCGGCGGCCGCUGGCGAUUUCUCAUCGACGCCGACGACGUUGUCGUCGCUGUCGUCGUCGCCCUCGUCGUUCUUGUCCGCGUCGUCGUCGCUGACGCCGUCGUCAUCGUCGUCGUCGUCUUUCAUGAGCCCGCACCACCAUCAUCACUUGCAGCAGCACCAGCACCAUCAGCAGCAGCAGCAACUGCAGGCGCGAAGCAAGGUGUCGGAGAUCAUCGACAAGUGGAACGCGCAUGGACUCAAGUCGCGCGAGCACCACACGGAGGACGCGCUGGGCGUCAUGCGGCGCGGCCCGGGCGACCGGAGCGAGAUCGCCGUCCGGCGGUUCGCCGCGCAGGCCGCGCGUGGGUCCUACCCCGCGCAGGCCAACCAUAACUACCCGGGCCUCUACGGCGGCUCAUGCAACGACCUCUACACCCGAAGCGAUCCGCUGCUGCGGUCGGAUGACUACUACGACACGUCGGGGUAUUCGACGUCGCUGCCGUCCGACUCGGUGAUGGCGGGCAUGUCGAUGUCGACGUCGCCGUACUCGUCGGGGAUGGGGUCGCUCAGCUGCUCGGUGGAGGGCUCCCUCGGCGAGAGCGACGAAUUCGCGGGCGCGCAGUCCAGCCGAUUCCGAGGCUGGGGGAAACGCCAACUCACCGAUCCCCGGCGACCCCGGCCUCGGUCGUUGCAUGCGGGCGAGGGCACCGGCAACGGCGAUUUCGAGCGCCGGCGUCAACCCAUGCUGAGUGUGAGCGGCGGGGCGGCGUCGCCCGGACCCCGGCCGGUCGGCAAGGUCUACAUGGCGGCCAAGGCCCUCGAGCCCGACCCCGCCCAGCCGGCCUCGGCGCCGCUCCUGUCUUCGCUGUCGACAUCGACCACGUCGUCGUCAUCAUUGUCGUCAUCGUCGCUGUCCACAGCGAGUUUUGGACCCAAGUCGCCCACGGCCGCGGCCAAGCCACCGCAGAGCAUGCGCGAGCGGGUCCGCGCGGUGGUGGAGAAGCCGCGCUCCGGAUCCCUCGCCUCCAGCCAACCGCCCUCCCUCAUGCCCUCGCUCUCCUCGCCAGGCGGGCUCUCUUCGCCCCGGACCGCCUCGCCACGCCUCUCGUUGUCGUCGUCAUCGUCGUCGUCGUCGUCACCGUCACCGUCACGAUCGUCGUUUGCGUCAUCGUCGAGCGUGCCGAUCAACAAGAAGCGAGCGAUCACUGUGGGCCUGCCCGGUGCGAAGCGCGGCGGCGGCGGCGGCGGCGGCAGCAGCAAGGAGCCGCUCUCGGCCCGGGCGGACAACAGCUGGAUCACUCUCAACAGCGCCACCUCCAACGCCGCCGCUCUGUCAUCGCACAACCACCUGUACACGCACCACUACAGUGGGCGAGGCCGACAGCGCGCGCUCUCCAUAUCUUCGGCGGUGGUCGCACCGGUGAACCUGCGCAAGGCCACCUCCUCCGCGACCCUGUCCGCAAUCGCGCCGCGCGAUCUGAUCCCCAUGCACGCUGCGGCCAACUCGUUCUCGACGCCGCUGGCCGACUUCCGCGAGUCGCGCGACCGGCGGACCGACAACCGCGCGCAGCUCUGGGCGCGCCUCAAGGGUGGCGGCGGCGGCAGCGGCGGCAGUCACUCGUCCCUGCUCGCCGACGUCGCCAAUGAGACCGGACCCGAGGGCGUCAUUCUGCCCCUCAUCGGCCGCAAGCGCAGCUCCAACAGCAUCGGCAGCGGCGGCAGCGGCGGCUCCGAGAUACGGUCGGCCCGCAGCGGCCCCACGAUCCACAUGUCACAGAGCAGCAUCAUCACCGCCAGCGCCAGCGCGAGCCACAGCGGCGGCGGCAGCUCGGACCCUCAGGCUUUUAAGAAGGCGGAUGAGGUCAGCGAGGCGUUUCGGCGCACGCUCGAGUCGACCCCUGUGCCGCAGGUGGUCGACGACCGCCGGCGCAAGUGGUCGUUCAUGAGUCCGGGCGGCGGCGGCGGUGGUAGCGGUAUCGUCAGCCUCGCCGGCCGUGACCGCGAGCCCACGCGCAAGAAGACCGGCGGGAGCAUCAUCGGCGGGUUCAUGGGCGGCGGAAGUGGAGGCGGAGGCGGCGCGACACAGGAGGAAGGGGCCUCGCGAGGCGGGCGGAAGGGCAGCUGGAAGGCGAAGCUGGCGCCGCUCAUCGAGGUCUCCAACAGCAACUCCUCCAGUUCUCCCGUGUCACCUCUCGGCGGUCGAGGAGUGUCGUGCGUCACGCUCGGGACACGGCACGAUGGCGACUCGGUCUCGGUCGUGUCGCCCUCCUUCUACACGCCACCGCCCACCUCGUCGCCAGCGUCCGCGUCAUCGUCAUCGCUCUCGUUGUCGUCGCCCGGUUCGGGCUCGUCGGCGGCAGCGCCGCCGCUGGCGUCGACGUUGGCGGCCAACGCGCGGCGGAAGCGGGCCGAGGAGGACGCGGGAGUUGGUGUGGAGGCGCUGCGGCAGAUGCUGCGGGAGAAGGAGCAGGAGGCCGAGGAGGCCCGCAAGGUCAUGGAGGCCAAGCAGUACGAGGUACGCGAGCUCAAGGAACGCCUCUGGGAGAAGCUCAACUUUGUCGAAGAUUCAAUCUGA